Neomonachus schauinslandi (Hawaiian monk seal) is the source of this 1173-nucleotide messenger RNA. RefSeq names its product intraflagellar transport associated protein (gene IFTAP). Gene Ontology annotation, cellular component: 9+0 non-motile cilium; cytosol. Gene Ontology annotation, molecular function: intraciliary transport particle A binding. Lineage: Eukaryota; Metazoa; Chordata; Mammalia; Carnivora; Phocidae. The record is from RefSeq and is a predicted model, not a curated record. Gene Ontology annotation, biological process: spermatogenesis; acrosome reaction. Bases 117 to 851 code for a protein of 244 amino acids. The transcript is spliced from 7 exons.
AGGAGAGGAGACUCCUAGGAUGCCUCUGAAUACAGACGCUCAAAGUGCGAAGUGACUAGAUGGGAGCCAAGGCGGAAAACGAGGGAAUGGGAGAUAAAGUGGCCUCGUGAAUAGGAAUGCCUGCCCAAAUAUCAGAAUUGGAGAUCAUGGAUGAAGAUCAAUUAAUUGAAGAAGUCUUGGAUAAGUUUGUUAAUUGCCAUGAACAAACGUACGAAGAAUUUCUGAGUACUUUUACUCAUCUUUCAAAAGAGGAUAAUGUGGCCACAAGAGGAGCAUUUGAAACCGAUUCUUCAGAAAACAUAUUUCCUUCAAUAAAAUUUCCUCGUGAAAAUGAACCAAGUGAUCAUCAUCUUAGAAAUAAAGCCAUCUUUCUUCGUACUUCAUCACAAUGUUCAGAAGAGGAACAGAUAGUGAUAGAUGAAGGCCAAAAAGUUGGCAGUUCCUUUCAAGGUGAUCUGAAUCGGGCAGGAAAGGUGAAGGUGGACAAUUUCCUAGAUUUAGAAGAUUUGGAUGUGGAUGAAGAGACUCAGCCCCAAAAGAGCAAGGAUUCGCUGCUGCUUCCAGGUGAAGUGGAGGAGGACGUCUGUACGCGUGUCCCUUCUUACAUUCCUUCUGUGGCCCAGCCCUUCGCCCGUGGGUUCAGGCUGGGGCCUGCUGUGAGAGGAGCAGACAAACAAACGGAAGAGACACUCGGAGAUGAAGUUCAGCCCUUCUCACUUGAUGAAGAAUUUGAUUAUGACGCUGUGACGCUAACUCCCAAGUUCACUCCUGCAGAGAUAGAUGCGAUCACAGAACUAUCCAAGCAAAAGAGAGAGAUCACCAACACAGACUUAGAGGAACCCCACAGUUGAUUCACCGAGACAUCUUGGUGUUAAUGUUUAUUUUGUUGUUACGCAAGCAACAUUAGAAUAAAAGGUAAACCUACUAUAAUUCCCUUUGUCGAAAUUUACUUGUGCAUUAAUUGAUCAGAGUUAUUUGUCAAGAGGGAGAUGUAAGUAACAAGACCAAAGAGAUCUGUACACUUAUAGGAUUCUCCGCUGUCUUAUGUUGCGGAAUCCCAUGGCAGGCGAGGGGAGAUCGAGGUGGCAAAUGGGGAUAGGAAGCAACAGCUACAGAAGGUCCAUUUAAAAAAAAAAAUUUUUUUUUAAAUCUGAGUAUAGUUGACACAAAAUG